Messenger RNA from Penaeus chinensis, 359 nucleotides. RefSeq lists its product as uncharacterized. The record is from RefSeq and is a predicted model, not a curated record. The transcript has 2 exons. NCBI's taxonomy places the organism in Eukaryota, Metazoa, Arthropoda, Malacostraca, Decapoda, Penaeidae. The coding region runs from base 35 to 337 and encodes 100 amino acids.
AUGGCAGACCCCGACCCCGGGUACGGGAAAGGGCAUGGCGGACAUGGAGGGUACGGCAAGGGCCACGGCCAUGGAGGGUAUGGCAAGGGCCAUGGCCAUGGUGGAUACGGUAAAGGCCAUGGACAUGGCGGGUACGGCAAGGGCCACGGCCACGGAGGAUACGGUAAGGGCCAUGGUCAUGGUGGAUACGGCAAAGGACAUGGCGGAGGCUACGGGCACGGAGGGUAUGGCAAAGGUCACGGCGGAGGUUAUGGGCAUGGUGGUCACGGAGGCUACGGACACGGAGGUCACGGUUACCAUUAAUAGCAGAGAACAACUACGUUAUGUAAAUAAAUAAAUAAAUAAAAUAAUACACUUGA